Molecule: messenger RNA, 2811 nt
Organism: Rotaria sp. Silwood2
Lineage: Eukaryota; Metazoa; Rotifera; Eurotatoria; Philodinida; Philodinidae
Source: the annotation of a GenBank genome assembly
AUGUGGGUGAAACCUUCAGAAGUUCUGGUAACAGGAUUUUGGUCUACUGAUCGAGCUAAUCCAUAUUUUGCAUUACAACGUCGUCGAGGUCAUGAUGAAGCAUACAGUGGUAUUACCAGUCUUUUUGUUGCUACCAUUGAUUCUGUACUCGAUAGCAAAACAAAUCGUUAUCGAAUUCUUCACCAAAGACCUGAUUCUGAAGUUUAUCAUUUAAUUGCUGAAGCAGAUACAAAAGAAGAAAUUGAAGAACAUUGGAAAUGGAUUGAAGAACAUUUAAUGCCAACACUUGGAGGAAUCGAUGCAGGUGUUGAUGUAACUGAUUAUGUAGCAUGUAAAAUAAAAAGUUUAUGUGCACAAAUUGAUGAAGAUGAAAUAGAUGAUUUCGAAUCUGAAAAAUUCAAAAAUGCUACAAAAAAAUUCCACAAAUUAUUUAAUGUACCAACAGAUGAGAAACUUGUCACAUAUUAUUCUUGUUCUUAUUGGCGUGGUCGUGUACCUCGUCAAGGUUGGCUGUAUUUAUCUGUUAAUUAUUUAUGCUUUUAUUCAUAUUUAUUGGGUAAAGAUAUAACUAUUGUACUUAAAUUUACUGAUAUAACUUCACUCGAACGUGUUCAAGCAUAUUUAUCAGAAACAAUACGUGUUGGUACACGUUUUCAUGUUCAUGAUUUUUCAAUGUUUCGAAAUAUUGAAGAAACAUAUCAAAUGAUGGAACAAUUAGCAAAUUUUGCUGCUAAAAAAUUAUUAUCUGAAAAAGGUGCUUUUCGUGAAGAAGAUUUCUUUCCUGCUGUGACUAAAAAAACUGCACCCAAAGUAAUAUCACAAUUAAAACGUGAUCUUGAUGCUAAAACUCGCAGUGAAAUUUAUCGAUGUCGAUUUCGUUUACCAUUAAUUGAACGUUUAGAUGGUGAAGAAACAUGUCAUCUAUGGACACCAUAUAAUCGUUCAAAUGUAUCUGGUAAACUUUAUAUAUCAUCCAAUUUUGUAUGUUUUGCUAGUAAAGUUUAUCAUCAAGUCAAUUUAACUAUUCCAUUUCGUGAUAUAAUGGUUGUUGAAAAACAACCAGAAAAUUCAAAUUUACCAACUAUUGAAACACAAUCUGCAUUAUUAAUAAUAGCAAAAGAACGAGCUGGUACAUUUAGUUUUUCAAAUUUUUAUGAUCGAGAAUUCGUUCUUAAUAAAUUAUCACAUUUAUUAUCACAAUAUAAUGAAACAAUACUUCCAAAUAUUGAUAUACCAACAAUAGCUCUUUCUUCUCCACUUUAUUUGCAAUUUAACUCUAAUGAUACUGAAGAACGACAAAUACAAGAAAAAUUAAAAGAAGAUCUAUGGAAUACACAUUUUGCAAUAUAUGGAAGAGGUGCAACAAUGUAUAGAACAAAUGAAUUAUAUGAAUUAAUAUUUCAAGGUAUACCCGAUUCAUUACGUAAUGAAUUAUGGUUAAUAUUUAGUGGUGCUAUUCAUGAAAAAGCAGCAAAUUCAAAUAUUUAUCAAAAAUUAGUUCAUGAAUCAUCACUUGUUAAAACUGACCAUGAUUCAACAAAUGAUGAAAUUGAACGUGAUCUUUAUCGUGCAUUACCUGAUCAAAAAGCUUUUCAACAUGAAGCAGGUAUUAGUGCACUACGACGAUUAUUACGAGCAUAUGCACGCUAUUGUCAAGCUAUGAAUAUUAUUGGCGGUGUACUUUUACUUCAUAUGAAUGAAGAAGACGCAUUUUGGACAUUAGCAGCAUUAUGUGAACGUCUUUUACCGGACUAUUAUAAUAUGAAAGUAGUUGGUGCAUUGAUAGAUCAAGGUGUCUUUAAUGAUUAUUGUAACGAAUAUUUACCAGAUUUAUAUGACAAAUUAAAAGUUAUUGGUAUUGCUGCUUGUGUAAGUCUUUCAUGGUUUUUAACAUUAUUUAUUUGUGUAAUACCAUUUGAAUCUGCAUUAUAUGUAAUUGAUGUAUUUUUUUAUGAUGGUAUAAAAGUUCUUUUUCAAUUAGCAUUAACAAUAUUAAAAGAAAAUCAAGAUCGUCUAUUACAAUGUCAAGAUGAUGGUGAUGCUAUUAUGAUAUUAACAUCAUAUUUAGAUGGUAUAACUGAUGAAAAUAUAAAUGAAAAUGAAAAAGAAAAACAAAUAGUAUAUUUAAUAAAAAAAUCUUAUAUGGAUUAUAAUACUAUUAAUGAAGAGGAUAUAAAUCGUUUACGUUUAAAACAUCGUUUAAAAGUUGUACAAACAAUGGGUGAAUCAAUAUUACAAUCAGCUGCAAAGAAUACAUUAAAAUAUACAUUAUUUACUGAAUAUGAAAUAAAAGAUCUUUUUUAUGUUUUUAAAGAUGCUUCACGCAUAUCAUUAACAGAAGCAAUAGAUCCAAAAAAAUUAGCAUACGAAAUAUAUCGUAUUGGUCGUAGUGAAUAUUUAGUUUUAUGUAAAUAUUUAUCACCUUGGUUUAUUGGUGAACAUCCAGAAGAUUUAGCAAAAAAAUUAUUUGAUGUAUUUUGUACAUCAACAAAUUCAAAUGAAAUUGAUUUUAUUAAUUUUAUUCGUUUAUGGAAUAUUUUAUUAAAUGGAGAUUUUAAUGAUAAAUUAAAACUUUUAUUCAUUGCUCAUAUUGAAGAAGGAAGACGACGAGAAAAAGCAAUUGCUACUUUGCUAAAAUCAACUACAGUACUUUCCAUAUCGAUGACUAUUGAUAAUAAUAAACAAGCCGAAUCAGCAACAUCUACUGAAAUCGAUUCUUCAUCAUCGGAAACAAAAGAAGAGGAAGUUGUUAAACUUAAACCCAGCCAAUUGCCGCUAAUGAGUCAGGUACAAUAUUUGUGUCUCUUUUAA